Messenger RNA from Notolabrus celidotus (New Zealand spotty), 5088 nucleotides. RefSeq names its product NACHT, LRR and PYD domains-containing protein 3-like. The record is from RefSeq and is a predicted model, not a curated record. Gene Ontology annotation, molecular function: protein binding. Bases 238 to 3345 code for a protein of 1035 amino acids. NCBI's taxonomy places the organism in Eukaryota, Metazoa, Chordata, Actinopteri, Labriformes, Labridae. The transcript is spliced from 9 exons.
AAAUCCAAAUUUCCCUCAGCUAAGAGGGGGCUGCCGUCAAUUGAAGUUUUUCCGAAGUACGCAUUUCCUUCACAUUUGAAUCAAUAAGAGUUUUGCAUCAGCCUUGACGGAGCACAGUUAUUGUGCAUUUGAAAGAGUUAUAUUUGCUUGAUUUUUUUUAAAGUCAUUUUUCCGAAGGAAUAUUACCAAUUCAAGACCACCUUAAAGAUCAUCUAUGAGGGGAAACAAUCUACAAAAAUGAGACUUGAUGAGGCGGACCAGGAAGAAAAGAGUGUUCCUGAUAGAACAGAGUCACUUCCCUCUCUUCGUGCUGAGAUUCAUCAUUUCAAUCCCAGUUACUCUGCACAGAGCGGGGGAAAUGUGGUCGCUCCCUCCAUCAUUGGUUCCAGCAUCAGCAACUUAAACAUCAGUAUCAUCUCUACAUGCCGAGGAUCUGUUUUUUCAUCCAAAGAGGAAUUAAACCAUGAUGCUUCUCUACAACACAAAAAUGAAAAGAUCACGGAGUGUCAACAGAAGCUCAGAGCGAGCCACAAGAAGAAGUUCAGUCACUUGCUCGAGGGGAUGACGACAGAAGCGAACAAAAUACCUCUCCAUAAGAUUUACACAGAGCUCUACAUCACUGAGGGAGGAAGUGGGGAAGUCAACAAAGAGCAUGAGGUGAGACGUAUCGAGACAGUGUCCAGGAUACACGUAACCCAGGAGAAAUCGAUCCACUGCAAUCAUCUCUUUGUUCCUCCACGGGGACAAAACAUCCACAUAAGAACUGUGAUCACAAGGGGAGUCGCUGGCAUUGGAAAAACGGUAUCCACCAAUAAAUUCACUCUGGACUGGGCCGAGGAGAGAGAAAACACCAACCUGGACUUUGUGUUUCCUAUCUGUUUCCGAGAGCUGAAUCUAAUGAAGAAGAAAACCCUCAGCCUUGUAGAACUUCUUGAAGUCCUGUUCCCUGAAACAAAAGACUUGGGAAUCUUUUCUAUGUGUGAACACCAGAUGCUCUUCAUCUUGGAUGGUCUAGACGAGAGCCGACUAUCUUUGGAUUUCAACAAAAGUGAAAUUGUGACUGAUGUGACUCAGCAAACCACGAUUGCUGUGCUUUUGACCAACGUCAUCAGGGGAAGACUUCUUCCUUCAGCUCUUGUCUGGAUCACAUCUCGGCCGGUUGCUUCCAGUCAGAUCCCUCUUGAGUACAUUGACCUGGUGACUGAGGUGCGAGGGUUCAACAACCCCCAGAAAGAAGAGUACUUCAGAAAGAAAAUAAGUGACCAGAGCCUGGCAGACAAAGUGAUCACACAUGUGAAAUCCUGCAGGAGUCUCCACAUCAUGUGCCACAUACCAGUCUUCUGCUGGAUGGCGGCAAGUGUCCUUGAGAAGAAGUUGGCAACAAUGGAUGGUAAAGACAUGCCGAAGACUCUGACUCAAAUGUACAUACACUUCUUGUCCUUGUAUGUUGACAGUAUGAAGAAGAGGCUGCCUGGAAGAAGAGAAUCAAAUGCCGACUGUGUGAGGACUAACCUCAUCGCGCUGGGAAAACUUGCUUUCAAAGAGCUUGAGAAAGGCCACUUGAUCUUUUACGAAAGCGACCUAAUCCUAAAUGGUAUCAAAGUCACACAGGCAUCCAUGUUCUCAGGAAUCUACACCCAGAUCUUCAACGAGGAGCUGACAGUGUGCCAGGAGAAGAUGUUCUGCUUUUUGCAUUUGAGUGUCCAGGAAUUCUUUGCAGCUUUAUACGUUUACCUCACGUUCAACAACGACAAUGAAAAUGUCUUGAUCAAGAAGUCUGCUUCUAGACUAUUUUUAUCAAGAGGCUCAUCAGAGCUCAUCCUCUAUAAAGCAGCAGUAGAAAAGGCUGUGCAGUGUGAGAAUGGACAUUUUGACAUCUUUCUGCGGUUCCUUUUGGGCCUGUCUCUUGAAUCUAAUCAGACUCUAUUAAAGCAUCUGAUGACCAGCAACAGAACCAACCCAAAGUCAAGAACUGAGAUCAUCAAACACAUUAAAGAAAAGAUCAGGGCAAGUCCAUCCCCAGACAGAUGCCUCAACCUCUUCCACUGUCUGAAUGAGCUGAAUGACCACUCUCUGGUGGAGGAGAUUCAGAGCUUCCUCAGCUCUGGAAGUCUCAACACAGCUAAACUCUCACCUGCCCAGUGGGCCACUCUGGUGUUUGUGUUACUGACAUCAGAAGAAGAGCUGAGUGUGUUUGAACUGAGCAACUACACCAGGACAGAAGAAGGACUUUUGAGGCUGCUGCCUGUUGUUAAAACUGCCCAAAUCGCAAAUCUGAACGCCUGCAAUCUCACCGCAGUCUGCUGUCGACCCCUGGGGAUUGCUGUCGGCUCAUCCACGCUUAGAGAGCUGGACCUGAGUAACAAUAAGCUGACGGAUGGAGGAAUGGUACUGCUCUCUUUGGGGCUCACGUCAAGCAAACUGGAGACACUCAGAUUGAGGAGCUGCGACCUAACAAAGCCCAGCUCUGAUGUCCUGGCCUCAGUUAUGAGCUCAACAACCUGCCAACUGAAAGCUUUGGACCUUUCUGAUAAUGACAUUCUGGAUCUCGGAGUCCAAAAGCUCUGCAGUGGACUUGGGAGUCCUCACUGCAAACUGGAAACACUUAUGUUGUCCCUCUGCAGAGUGACAGAAGAAGGAUGCACUUUCCUGGCAUCUGCUUUGAACUCAUCCCGAUUGAGAGAGCUCGAUCUGAGCUACAACCACCCAGGAAACUCAGGCCUGGAGCUGCUGUCUGCUCUGGAAGACGACCCACAGUGCAGCCUGGAGAAACUCAGUGUGGAAGAGUGUGGUGAAUCCAGGAUUCAGCCAGGUCCAAAGAAAUAUACCAAAAAACUCACCUUGGACCCAAACACAGCACACAUUGACCUCUUACUGGAGAAGGAAGACAGGAAAGCCACGAGGUGGACCAAGAAUCCGUAUCCCGAUCACCCAGAAAGAUUUGACUUCUGGACACAGGUGCUGUGCAGGGAGGGACUGACCGGGCGCUGUUACUGGGAGACAGAAUGGUGUGGGCGGGCUUUCAUUGGUGUGGCCUACAAGAGGAUGUGCAGGAAGGGAGAGGAUUUGGACAGCUGGUUAGGCAGAAACGACUGUUCCUGGGGAAUGUUCUUCAACAAAGAUGGGUACCAGUACUGGCACAACAAUAUGGGCAGAGGAGUACAGAUCCCUCCUGACUCCAAUAGAGUAGGGAUCUAUCUGGACUGGUCCUUGGGAGUUCUGUCCUUCUACAAAAUCUGCUGUGGCACACAGACCCUCCUCCACACCUUCCACACCACCUUCACAGAGCCUGUCUACCCAGGGUUUUGGCUCGGUUGGGUAGACUCUGUCGUGUACUUGGGUUAAAUGUUAACUUUGCAGUGUUGACAUUUACCUACCUUCCCUUGAUAUCAGACUGAACACCCGGGGAGGAAAACAGAAUUGAGUAUUUUCUGUCUCCCUGGUCUUACUUUUUAAUUUUUUUAAAAAGGUAAAACUACUGUGAGGUUCUCAGAGUUUGUGUUUGCCUUGGCAACCCUUAUGGACAAGCAGUCCUGUACAUGUGUAAGUAGUGUUUUGUGAUAUAUGAGUAUGAAUGUAUAAAAGACAUCAGCAGCAUGCUGUUAUUGCCUGACAAAGACCUAGUGGUAACAAAGCGGCAACCUCCGGUCCCAAAAUAUGAAGCCCAAAUAUGCGGAAGUGCUAAAAACUGCAGUUCAUCAAAUGUCCACUUGAGGCUGGCUACAGAAACAUCAAAACCACAUACACACCCAUUCAAAAACGGCGAUCUUUGCAGCAAUAGCAGACAUGUAUACAGCCUGGUUGGGUCUACGUAGCUAAUUUCUCUAUUGGGGGGGGAUUUUUUUCUAAUGCAACAGUUCAGAAGAUAUUAAGAUUACAAGUUUUGCCCAUUGAAGGACAUGACUGACAGCCGGGCACACUGUAGCUGUUGGCAAGCUGUUGGUUGAGUUCAGCAUUUCCAAUAUGGCUCCCGCUAACGAUUGACGGUUGGCGCUCAGGAAGAGACGGGUGGCAUCACGGAUACUACGUCCAUCAUAAAUACAGCCUAUCAUGGUAACAAUAAGACACAUUUUAAAUAACUAGGAUAGUGAAUCUUCUCUCUUUGCUGGUCAUCGAGGCAUCCUUAUUUUUGGUCUGUUUCAUAACCAGCUUAAAAUUCCUUCAAAGGGUUUUAUUAUGAAAUGUUUGAAUCACCAAGACAACAAUGUAACGUGACUACCAAUGAUGGAUUAGUAGUAGAAAAAAAAAGAUAUCAAGAUUGAAAUUGUACAUUUCUGAGAAUAAUUUUGAAAAUGUAUGACUUGAUUCUAGAGUAUUUGCAACUGUUGCAAAGUCUUGCAGACUUUUACUUUAAAGACUUUAUUCCCAUAAUGUUUCCAUAUUCUUGUAAAUUUACGACUUAAUUGUCAACUUCACUCUUGGCAUUCUACUUGAUUGUUGUAAAUAUUCUACUUUAUCCUUGAAAUUUAAUUGUGUAUUUUUUCAUUGAUAUGGCCUUAAUCCUACGUGGAACAUUCUGCCUUGUACAUUCAGCAACGAGACGCACUUGGGUCAAACCCUGAGACUUUUUUACUCUCCCACCUUUACGUAAUUUUCAACCAGAUUGGAUAUUUUUUUUUGUUUGAUCAGAUAGAGAAGCUGCAACCUAACCUCUGAUGCCCUGAUGUAAAAGCACAAAUACUUGCGUAUGAAAUGACUCCUAAAAAAGUCAGAGUACUGGUUCCAAAAGGCCCAAAUAGAAGGAAAUCACCUCUGAAAAACAGUUACUUAAAAGCCAACUGAACCUCACGUUUAGGAGACUUUUUAACUCAAAUAAUUCAGUUGUUAUGUGAAAAUAAUUAAGAUUUACUUUCCUCCAAAUUGAAAAUUGAAUCUGUUUUAUUGCCUUUUCCAUUUGUAUUACUGUCUUGACAAAUUUUCCCUGUUGGUUACAUGAAAUUCAUAGAUGUGUCUUCUAGGUAGUGGAGGUUAACUCUCUUGUAUGUUUUGAUGUUUUUGUCCUUAAAUUGUCUCUUAUUUCUCCAAAUGUCUUUUUUUACUUGUUCGUAUAUUUCAAAGUGUGCUUUCAUUAAAGAUGUUGUUAUAAGG